GUCCUGUUGCCGACCCGCUGCUAGAUGGCGCUCUUGCUCCACGGAAAAGCUCAAUUCUUACCAACUUGACCGCGUUGACGUCACUGAAGUCUGGAGCAUCAAGGCCACUUCCAAGCCGCUAUUGGUCUGAAAAUCACAUGACACGUUUCCUAGCAUCCAGAAUUAUGUUAGUGAUAUUUGUACCCCCCAAAAGAUGUCAGCAUCCUAAUGUCCUUAUUCUUCUGCAGAAACCCGCAGCCCGCACUAGCGGAUCACAAAAAAAACUGUCUUGAACCUGCCAAAGCAAAAUGUCAUGUCCGAAUAAUAUAGUACCCAGUAAUUUUCUGAUGGAUUCUAUAACGAGUGGAUCAUCUUCCUUCAGGAGUGAUGUUUAUUCUAGCAAUACUGGAAUGUACAUCCAUCCAGAUCGUGAAUGCGGAUAUUCAAUGAUGAAAAACAUUGGGAAAAGACGAUCUCCCCUCUCCAAAAAUGACGAGGUACCUCCGAGCGUCAUGACACUUAGUGGCGUCCAGGAUGCGCCUUACAUGUCCACGCAUAUCUCCACUUGGGGUGUGAGCUGCAAAACUAGCAGGGACGAGCAACCUGUUGCCCAUUGUUUACAGCCUUGCUCAUUUCCAGCGAGCAACGUGAAAGAAGAGGCUUUUUGUUACCUUUAUCAGAAAGACAGCAGCAUAGCCAAAGGGACAACAGAGUCAGCCACAUACAUCCGGCUUGGAGACAACAGUCGCCCGACCCAGCAGGCAACCUCGGCGGCCGACCGUUUCCAGGCGACCCAGGUGUACAAUGCCGACAGGCCUCAGCUCAACGACCAAUUCCAAGCUGGCUUUGCUCUGACCCACUUGGCGGGAUCUGUGGACUCAGAAGUGGAAGCAACAAUAAGCAGUGACAAAUUAGACAAGGAGAGAGCAAAGGACUUGUCAGAAAAUGAGAAUGAAGACGGCAGAAAGAAAGCUAAGACAGACAGCUAUUCUGAUAAUUCCGGCGAAGAAUUGCAAGAUAAUUCAUUCACAGAAAAAGCCGCAGGGAACUGGUUGAACGCAAAGAAUGGAAGGAAGAAACGUUGUCCAUACACAAAGUACCAGACGCUGGAGCUCGAGAAGGAGUUUUUGUUCAACAUGUACUUGUCUCGGGAGCGCCGCCUAGAGAUCAGUCGCAGUAUCAACCUGACCGACAGACAAGUCAAGAUCUGGUUCCAAAACAGACGCAUGAAGCUGAAGAAGCUCAAUAGGGAGAGUCGAGAAAGGGACCACAGUGCCAUUUACAACUACAGUUGAACACUUUAAACACACACACACACACACACACACACACACACACACACACACACACAC
Molecule: messenger RNA, 1331 nt
Organism: Gadus morhua (Atlantic cod)
Lineage: Eukaryota; Metazoa; Chordata; Actinopteri; Gadiformes; Gadidae
Gene: hoxc10a
Product: homeobox C10a
Exons: 2
Coding region: 288-1274 (328 amino acids)
Biological process (GO): regulation of transcription by RNA polymerase II
Cellular component (GO): nucleus
Molecular function (GO): RNA polymerase II cis-regulatory region sequence-specific DNA binding; DNA-binding transcription factor activity, RNA polymerase II-specific
Source: RefSeq, a predicted model, not a curated record